GGUCGGACGAGCUGAACGCGGCGGCGGGCGGGUACUCGGGCUCGCCGUGGCCGCCGCUCGAGCUCGACCCGGUGGGAUGGGGACGGAAGCUGUACCCGCCGGCCGCGCCGAGGUCUUCAGGAGGCCUCAUGUUCGGCCUGCACCACCAGGACGCGGGCGGGCUGCACGCUCAGCCGCGCGGCCCCGUCACGUCGCUCAAAGAAGAGCCGCUCACUCGAGCCUGGAUGACGCCCAGCUCACUAGUUGACAACACCAAUACCGUGGGCGUCGGACGCGCGCACUUCGAGAAGCAGCCGCCGAGCAACCUGCGCAAGAGCAACUUCUUCCACUUCGUGGUGGCGCUGUACGACCGCUCCGGCCAGCCUGUUGAAAUCGAGCGCACCGCCUUCAUCGGCUUCAUUGAAAAGGACCAGGAAGCCGAAGGCCAGAAGACAAACAACGGCAUUCAAUAUAGGCUACAAUUACUUUACGCUAAUGGUAUCAGACAAGAGCAGGACAUAUUUGUUCGACUAAUAGACUCAGUGACCAAACAGCCAAUAGUGUAUGAAGGUCAGGACAAAAACCCCGAAAUGUGCAGAGUUCUACUAACACACGAAGUUAUGUGCAGUCGGUGUUGUGACAAGAAGAGUUGCGGCAACAGAAAUGAGACUCCUUCGGAUCCUGUUAUUAUAGAUAGAUUUUUCCUGAAGUUCUUUUUAAAGUGCAAUCAAAAUUGUUUGAAGAAUGCCGGCAACCCUAGAGAUAUGAGAAGAUUUCAAGUGGUAAUAUCAACGCAAGUGAUGGUCGACGGUCCGCUGCUGGCGAUAUCGGACAACAUGUUCGUCCACAACAACAGCAAGCACGGCCGGCGCGCCAAGCGGCUCGACCCGACUGAAGCGGGUCUAUAUCCCCCACUGCCCGUGGCGACUCCGUGCAUAAAAGCGAUCUCUCCCAGUGAGGGGUGGACGUCAGGCGGCUCAACAGUCAUCAUCGUAGGGGACAACUUCUUCGAUGGAUUGCAGGUCGUUUUCGGCACGAUGCUGGUUUGGAGUGAGUUAAUAACGUCGCACGCGAUCCGGGUGCAGACGCCGCCGAGACACAUACCUGGCGUCGUGGAAGUGACCCUAUCGUACAAAAGCAAGCAGUUCUGCAAGGGGGCGCCGGGCAGAUUCGUCUAUGUUUCGCUGAACGAGCCGACGAUAGAUUACGGGUUUCAGAGGCUACAGAAGCUCAUACCGAGGCAUCCUGGCGACCCGGAGAAGUUACCGAAGGAAAUAAUCCUAAAAAGAGCAGCAGACUUGGCAGAAGCGUUGUACUCCAUGCCUAGAAACAACCAGCUCGGUCUGGGCGCGCCUCGGUCCCCACCCGCGAGCAUGCCUUUCAACUCCUACACGGGCCAGCUAGCUGUCAGCGUCCAGGAUACGGCAGCAUCGCAGUGGACUGAAGAGGAGUACGCGAGGAGCGGCGGGUCGGUGUCUCCCCGGUACUGCUCGGCCGCGUCUACCCCCCACGCCGCGUCCUACCCGCACCCUCAACACUACCCCGCGCCGCCGACGUCGCUCUUCAACACUACCUCGAUGUCCCUGGGCCCGUAUCAUCCGGCGAACCUGAAUGGACAUUUAUCAUCUGACCAUCACCACUAUAACGCGUAUAACACGAAAGAUAGCGGGCAUUACAGUGAAAGAAACGAGAAUUCAAAAAGCUCGGCUGACUGUCCGGCAAACACUCAUACAAAAUGCACCGCGAGCGAUAUGAAAGGGGAGGAGAGUAAAGAGACUAAGCUAAGGAGCGCCUUUGCGGUCGUCAGGCAGAGUCCGCCGCGCGCCGCCAAUUUUCAACAUCAUCAGAACUGGCAACAUCUCGCCGUUCAGUGAAUGGGAGGUCUAGUAUCAUCGCCUUUUAGUGUAAACCCCUUCUCGCUGCCGACGUGUAGCGCGCAACAGUACGCGCAACAGGCGCAACUAGCCUCCAAGUAACACAACAUGUAACAUUGCAACCACAGCCUGUAACGUAAAUAAUGGUCCUUACUUGUAAAGUCGCCUGUUACAUCGCGUACAUGUUAUACCCAAAUAGUAAUGUGUAAAUUGAUUUUAGUACUUUGUAAAUAAAGUUGUAUUUUAUAUGUAAAUAGUAGAAUAAUUAUAGGAACUCACACUUAUUAGUUUCUUUGCUAGAUCAGUAAAACAAUGUAGAUUUUAUAUAAAUUAUAACUGAUGCCCAAAGUUAAAGUAAAUUAAUAACCUGCUCAAGUCUCGGGCACCGCAUCCAGAACCCACCAGAAAGAUUGUAUCGUAUGUCUUUUGUUUUUGUAACAUCUGUGAUAUAUUUAUUGUAAGAAACGUUGUAAAUUUUACUGUAAUUCAUGUGUAAAUUUCUUAUUAUUAGAACUAAUUUCAAUUCAUGGCUUUAGGUUUUGUGAAUGUGACUUCGUGUGUAAAUCUUAAAGUUUUAUUCGGUAGGUUUAUUUUGUGACAUUUUCCUAAUCGUUUAUGAAUGCAAAAACAGUCUCGUCGUUAAAAAUAAACGUAUCCUGUGAGGAAAAAGGUACAAAAAUUGUCUACGGAGUAAACCUACAUGAAUGUUGAUCAUAUCUAUAAAUCGAAACAAAACAUAUCCUGUUUGGUAAUGUACCCACAAAAUGGAAUUACGGAGCGGUAAAAAAAACAACGAAAAAGUCUAAGUUGAGGACAAUGUAUACGAAAAAUAUAAAUUUCCUUUAGAGCUCCUGAAGUGUAGGAGAUUUUCAUGGCUUUUCUUUCCGAAUAUGAAAUAAGUAGUCACGUAUAUUGUUUAUCAAUACUUAUGGUAUAAGAUUUGUACAUUGUAAUCGUUCAGGAGACAAAUUAUCACAAAAUACAAAAUUAAAGUUAUCUAUACUUACACAA
Molecule: messenger RNA, 2864 nt
Organism: Cydia splendana
Lineage: Eukaryota; Metazoa; Arthropoda; Insecta; Lepidoptera; Tortricidae
Gene: kn
Product: transcription factor collier
Exons: 16
Coding region: 129-1853 (574 amino acids)
Biological process (GO): regulation of transcription by RNA polymerase II
Molecular function (GO): DNA-binding transcription factor activity, RNA polymerase II-specific; RNA polymerase II cis-regulatory region sequence-specific DNA binding
Source: RefSeq, a predicted model, not a curated record